Messenger RNA from Fusarium tjaetaba, 3972 nucleotides. RefSeq names its product serine threonine kinase. Bases 1 to 3972 code for a protein of 1323 amino acids. The record is from RefSeq and is a predicted model, not a curated record. The transcript has 3 exons. NCBI's taxonomy places the organism in Eukaryota, Fungi, Ascomycota, Sordariomycetes, Hypocreales, Nectriaceae. Gene Ontology annotation, molecular function: ATP binding; protein binding; protein kinase activity. Gene Ontology annotation, biological process: protein phosphorylation.
AUGGAGUUCUCCUCAGCAUUCACCUUUCGGCAACAACCCCAAGACAACCAAGAAUCCACUAGUGAAGAUCCUAUCCCCAUUCCACCUCCCGGUAUUCACUGCCCUCACUUUGCGGGAUUUAUAGCAGUAUCCUUCGCAAAUGGUGGCGACGCUAUAGGCCUGCAGCCUGUGAUAUCGAAUGCCGCCCCCACAUUCCAAGAUGUAUCCCUUGGUGGUGGCUCGUUCGAUGUUCGAAAAGUCAAAGCGUCUUCUUUUCCGAUUGGUCUGGGUACGGAGAUCUUGAAAGGUCGCAAACAUGUCGCCGUUAAACAUCCAAGAACGCAAGAUGACGGUUCUGUGUCCUUUGCCGACAUAGCCUUGGAACUACAGAUCUUGAGACACCCUCCUGUCCAGAAACAUGAGAACAUCGUUGACUUAUUGGCUGUCAUGUAUCAUGAUACCGGAAACAAGGAGGGAAUAACUGUUGUUCCCGCUCUGGUGCUCGAAUAUGCUGAGUAUGGAAAUCUCAAGUCAUAUCAAGAAGCAGGUUACGGACGGUCGCUGCAUGAGAAGCUAGACAUUGCUAUCGACGCAGCAAGGGGUCUUGAAGGCCUUCACGAAGCAGGAAUUGUCCACGGUGAUGUCAAGCCCUCUAAUCUUCUUGUCUUCAAACAUCCAACCAAAAAGACCAUCAUUAAAAUCAGCGACUUUGGGUUUGCGAUGCCCAUGCAAGGUGGGCAGCUUAUCGGCAGUACCGAGGUCUACCGUGCACCUGAGGCAGAGACAGCAGAUUUUGACAGUCGCUAUCUUCGCCAGCAAGACAUUUACUCUUUUGGCUUGACGCUAUGGACGAUUAUUGGUGACGGAGAGGCUUAUCACAGCACUUUACCAGACGGCGAUAAGCUUGAGAGUGUUUGGAAGCUCAAAAAGAGUAAUCUGAUAGCGAGCCUUGCUACUUUCAACGUCCUCCAUCGUCUGCGAAACGAGAAAUAUCCACUCAUGACACUUGCAAAACUCAUUCUCACAUGUCUGCAGUGCUCUCCGGAGAAAAGAUUCUCAAGCAUGUCCAAAAUUAUCGAUCACCUCGAAGUUACAAAGUCUCUCGUGGGCAGCAUGGAUGGGCGUGAUACUCCAGACGCCAGCGCCCUAACAGCUGCGCUCCCUACCUUUGAGAGCAUCGUUUACAGAGCCAAGAUCCCCACGACAGAUGAUGAGAGAUCGGAAAGGACGAUUCUCAAAGGUCUUACUACUGUGAUCUUUGCAUAUCUCCGCCAGGAGCUCGAUCUCCAGGACACCCCUCCAAGCAUUGAUCCAUGGCAAAUAUGUAACAUGAUGACCCAUUUCUUGCCAAGAGUGCAUGAGCGGUACUAUUCCUCAUUCAGUCAAGGCGAGACUCCGUUUAUCGCUGCGCUCAAGGGAAUUUCCAAGGCGAGACUUGAGAAGACGAUAUCAGAGCUCUUGCCUACCAUAUCGCAACUCUUGCCCAGGGAAGCCAGUCCAAGCGAAACGAGUGACGCUCAGCCUCUUUCUGGCGUGAAUGCAUGUUUACUCAUCCUUGACUGCGCUGGACUCUUGAAUGAGCCUUUCAAUACCGAAUUGUUCUCAUUGGUUACCAACAAGUCGAAAUCGGAACCAAUAAAGCUUUUCAAAGACGAAGACUUCAUCCCUGACAUUAAGAAAAGCUCAAAUACCCUGCAAAAGACUCCAAAGGCUGCUCGAGUCGCCCUUUUCAAUAGUCUAAAGACCAUCUUUGAGACAUCCAACAAUCAGAAUGAAAGAGCAAAAGCCGCCCUAAACCUUGCUAGUGCCUAUAUGGACGAUAUAGGAGUUGAGUACAAUUUGAAGUCAGCAUCCUACUAUAUUCGCGAAGCAGCCCAGCUCGGUUCCGAAGCAGCCCGAACUCUCUAUAUAUCCGUGUUUUCUCACGUUCCUGACCAAGAGACUCCUGAUGACGAGACGCUACGUACCUGGGUUGUCGAGUCAGCGCAAGCCGGAAACCCGGUUGCUCUCCAGAAACUGAAAAAGGACUGGCCUUCAGACUGGCGACAAGUCAAGCAGAAGCUUCACCUCGAUGAACUAAAUCGUCUCGGCGUCAACGUCAGCGCGUCUGAGGACUUAUCUUCCAUGUUGCAAGUCUUGUCUCUGAGGGAAGUCGAGUUCUCCUACUCUAGAGAUCUGCUUUUAUGGAGUAUUGUUCUAGACAAGCCAGAUGUGGCAAUGACCUGCUUGAACCAGAAUCAAAACUUGCCCGAACUAGCUCUGCAGAAUGAGGAGACGCCUGUACUGGUCGCGGCUCGCCUUGGUCGAAAACGCGUUCUGGAGACCAUAAUACGACACCCAAGCUGCAGAAGUGCUGCACAGAUGGCCGACGCAAGAGGUAUAACGCCUCUUCACUGGCUCGGCUCCUUCGAAGACGAAGACCAUGAGGCCAUCGCAAGCCUUAUGGUCAGCAAAGGCGCCGAGCUAAACUCUCCUGCUUGUGGAAUAUCACGCACGCAAUAUGGAGUAAGAGUUGACGAAGAUGGAAUUCUGGCUCAAACUCCUCUGCAUUGGGCUAUCACACAGAAGAGACUUUCUGCAGUGGAUGUUCUCCUCAAACUGGGUGCUGAUCCGACAUUCUGUAUGGAGGUAGAGGAGGGGGAGGCAUCGCACCUCUCGCCACUUGAACUCGCAUGUGGACUUUGCUACUCACCAGUUAUCGAACGUCUUCUUCAAGAGCCAUUGGUUCGACUGGGAGCAAGCAAGCUGAAGCCAAUGGUAGGCGGAAGCGACCUUAUGUAUUUGCCUCUUUUCCACGUUAUAUCCGGAACUCCUCGUUGGCAGCGACUGUUGACAUUGGGAGUCGACUUUGAGUUGGAGACGAAGAAGACAAUGAAAGCCUUAAUUGAGAGCGGCGCACCUACAGAUGCUGUCUUACAACUUGGGGACAAUGUUAAGAUGACAGCAGUGUUUGCAACGGCGUACCAUCAAUGCGCGGUAGACCUUAUGGUUUCAGGUCUUGAGCUGGGCUUUGCGAAGCAGAUCAAUACUACCUUUGGAAGAAUAUCCAAUGGAGGCUCUGCUCUGUUUCUGGCGAUUACGCAUGGCGAUCGCGAUAUGUUUCAGGCUCUUGUCGACGCUGGCGCGGAUGUCAAUGCGGUGGAUGCUGAUGGUCUCAACGCGCUGUACCGUGCUGCCAAAGAAACAGAUGACGUCUACUUCAUUGAGAAGCUUCUGGAAAUGGGUCUCCCAGUCGAUCCGGUCACGCCAGAGCCUUUGAGCGCGUUCUAUACUGCCGCUUACAGUGGAAACUUUACUGUUGCACAGUAUCUCUUCGAUCAUGGCGCGGAUAGAGACCGCAUUCCUACGUCGAUUAGCAAGAGUAUUAUGUCAGACAUGCUCUUAACAGGCACCAGGAAUGCCCUCCAUCGCGUCAAGUUUCUGCUCAGUCUUCCGGACCGCAAUGGCUCUGAUGGAUUCUUGGUAGAUAUCGGCCGUGACACGUUUUCGUUAUUCCAUUUCACUAUCAAGUAUGUCGGCGAAUUCGCUAAAGAGCACGAGGUCGCUGGAAUCAUGAUUGUCGAACUCCUUCGAAAGUACAACACUAAAGACCAGCUCGACAACACAGCGGGACCAUACAAGAUGACUCCAAUAGCUGUAGCCGCCGAAUCUGGGAACUAUUUCGCCGUGAGACGACUUCUCGAGUACGGCGCAAACCCAAAUAUCCCGGAUAACUAUGGACGAACGGCAUUGGACCUGGUGUACAGGAGAUGCUGUUACCCAGAAAUGCUUCCGGCUCUUAAAGAAGCAGAUGUGGAUGAUGAGAAGAUUGUGAAUAAGAUUCUGAAGGCGGCGAAUGAGAACACGACCGAGGUGAUGAGUCUUCUUAAGUCAUAUAACGCUGAGACCAAGAGUUGGGUUGCACCGUCGUGGAUUGAGACUGAUAGUGGAUUUCGUAGCUUGGAUUGGGUUUUGGAGCGUCUGCGCGAACAACGUAAAUCUGGUGGUGGGUAG